This is a messenger RNA of Manihot esculenta (cassava), 1455 nucleotides long. Its product is annotated as vestitone reductase. Gene Ontology annotation, molecular function: oxidoreductase activity, acting on the CH-OH group of donors, NAD or NADP as acceptor. The coding region runs from base 334 to 1323 and encodes 329 amino acids. The transcript has 4 exons. The record is from RefSeq and is a predicted model, not a curated record. NCBI's taxonomy places the organism in Eukaryota, Viridiplantae, Streptophyta, Magnoliopsida, Malpighiales, Euphorbiaceae.
AUUUUCCAUUGAAAGGGAGGGCAAAUUUUUGUCUAUAUUUAGUUCACCGUGUACCCAAAAUACAAAUAUGUGAGUCAAGAUAUAAACAUGCAAGUCAAGGGAUGGUUGGAUAUAUAAUACAUACAGGCCUACCAAAUUGUCUGAUGUCCAUGAAAAGCCGCAAGUGAGACUGCUAGGUUCUGACCAUGUCAAACUCAAAAUAAUUAUGUAAUCCAUGUCUUAUCCUGAUAAUAUAAAUCCUCCUCCUCCACACACACACACACACACACACACACACACAGAGAGAGAGAGAGAGAGAAAGAGGAAGACAGAUAAACAGGGGAAAGGAGAGAGAUGGAAGGAGAUAAAGGCACAGUAUGUGUUACAGGUGGCACUGGAUAUGUAGCAUCAUGGUUGAUCAUGAGGCUUCUUGAUUAUGGUUACUCUGUUCACACCACCAUUAGAUCCCACCCAGAUCAGAAGAGAGAUGUAUCCUUCCUAACAAGUCUACCAGGAGCGACCAAUAAGCUUCGAAUCUUCCAUGCAGAUCUUAGCGAUCCGGAUAGUUUUGAUGUUGCUAUUGAAGGAUGUAUUGGAGUCUUUCAUGUUGCUAACCCAAUGCCUACUCAUUUCGACAGCGGAGAAUCUGAGGAAGUUGUUAUCAGUAAGGCAAUUGAUGGAACAUUAGGAAUCUUAAGAGUGUGUUUGAACUCAAAGACAGUGAAGCGAGUAGUAUAUACUUCUAGUGCAUCUGCAGUUGAUUUUAAUAACAAGACUGCACAAGUAAUGGAUGAAAGUUUUUGGAGUGAUGUUGAUUACAUUAAAGCCUUGAAUUCCUUUGCAAGUUCUUACUGGGUUUCCAAGUUGUUGGCUGAGAAGAGAGCUCUCGAAUUCGCCGAAGAACAUGGAUUAGACCUUGUGACAGUAAUCCCUUCUUUCGUUGUCGGUCCCUUCAUAUGUCCGAAUCUCCCCGGCUCACUGGAGGCAGCAUUAGCUAUGGUUCUGGGUAAGCCGGAUCUGUAUAAUCUUCUUGUCAAUACAAAUAUGGUGCACGUUGAUGAUCUAGUAAGAGCACAUAUCUUCCUUCUUGAAUAUCCCAAUGCACAAGGGAGAUACAUGUGUUCUUCAGAUGUUAUAACUAUUGAAGAGAUGUCUGAAUUUCUUUCUACCAACUACCCAGAGCUCUCAAUACCAACGGUGGAGUCGUUGAAGGAAGUUAAAGGACGCAAAUGCCCUGUCCUGUCGUCCAAGAAACUGACAGAUUCUGGUUUCGAAUUUAGGUAUGGGGUUAAAGAAAUGUUUGAUGGAGCAAUACAAUGCUGCAAAGAGAAGGGCUAUCUCUAGGUUUAUAACAUCACUGUCGUUGCUCAGGCUGCUAGAUCCAGCUGCGUUAUCUUUCUAUGUUUACCACUAGAACUAUGAGCGUUAGCUUGCUCAAUUAUCUUAUUUAUGCUUUGGAUUUUACCAUUCGAGUCA